CCCAUUGCUCUCUCACCGUUCUCCAGUUUCCACAAUUAUUUCAACAAGGUUCGCGAACAGAUCUCUUCAAAACCGAGGCGCUCUCAUUUUUUUUUUUUUAAUUCUGCAAAAAGAAAAAAAUUUGUUUGAAAAAAAUUUUUUUUAUUCUUAACUAUGACGAGUAUACGAAAAUUGUUGUUAGUUACUAUUAUUAUAGUUUUGUGUGAUUUUACAAUUUCAAAACGUCAAUUUCGUUCGAAACGUUCUGGGAGAGACUAUGUUCUGCACAGUUGUACGGCAACCGCAAACGUUAAUUUAGUGCGAAAAAAUAGAAAUCAUGCAUUAACAGGAGACGAUAUUUUACGAAAUUCAUCGGCAAUGGAAUUUCCAUUUUCUCUGCCAAAGCGUAAUUCCAAAUAUCAUAGUCCUAUUAAAGCUGAAAGUGCAAUAAAUCACACGAGAAAUGAUGAGAGAGGAAAAAUUAAAUCACCUACCGAUAAAAGACUCUACGGCCGAAGAAUUGAAGAUCAUCAACAUCAUCAUCAUCAAAAUGUCCUCUCCCAAUUGAAUCAACAUAAAGACACUCCAUUAAAAACGAUUCGUAUCAGGUCCUUUCAAAAGAAUCAUCAACCAAUUUUUUCCCUUAAAGAUCCGCUGCCUGAAUUGGAACGUCAUAUUCCAGGGAGAAAAAUUAAAACACCAGCAUCGUUCGUUGUUGUUCGAUCGUUGCACUGAAACUUGUAUAAAAAAAGCAACAAAAUAUUUACAAAAAGAACAUUAAUAAAGUUUAUUUCCUUAACAA
Molecule: messenger RNA, 781 nt
Organism: Leptopilina heterotoma
Lineage: Eukaryota; Metazoa; Arthropoda; Insecta; Hymenoptera; Figitidae
Exons: 2
Coding region: 154-714 (186 amino acids)
Source: RefSeq, a predicted model, not a curated record